AUGGCGUUCCGUCGAGAUUUUGCCAGUAAUUACCAGUUUCUUGGCGCUGCAUUUAAUGGAGACCUCAACCUACUGAAAAGACAGGCAAAUGAACUUGAUAUGGGAGAUGGUUUAGAGGAAACAGUAGCAAACAUCAAGGAUUUGAAUGGUCGAACUGCACUGCAUUUUGCUGCAGUAGGAGGAAGGGCUCAUGUUUGCCGGUACCUUACGGCAGAAGCUAAACUAGAUGUUAAUGCGAGAGAUGGGAAAGGUGAAACUCCUUUGCACAAUUCUAUUACAGCAGAUCGUUAUCCAACCGCAGUUCAUCUUCUUGAGAAUGGGGCAAACCCGAAUGCAGCAACCGACAGCGGACUCACUCCUCUCCAUUACGCUGCAAAGUCAGGGUUGAAGAAAUUUCUAUUACUGCUGAUUUUGAAAGGUGCUGAAGUGGAUGCAAAAGCUGAUUCUGGCACGCCAUUGAAGUGGGCUGCAAUUCAUGGUCAGAAAAAAGCUGUUAAAAUCUUGUUGGAUAAUCAUGCAGAUGCUGGAGCUGAUCCAAACACUUGCUCUCUUGGGAUGACACCGUUAGAAGUGGCAGCUUCUAACGGGGAGACACAAGUUAUAAGAUGCUUGCUGAAUGCCGGAUCUGAUCCAAAUGUGACUAAUAGUCUUGGUUUAACACCAGUUGAAGUUGCUGCUUUAGGUGGUCAUAUUGAGGAUGUCAGAAUUCUCUUGCCAGUUACAUUUCCUAUUCCAAAAGUUACUGACUGGAGCUUUGAUGGAAUUAUGAAGUAUGUUAACUCAGAAAAGUUCGAAAGAAAGAGGAAACUCAGAAAAUUGGAGCAUUUUUUUCUGUCAACAUCUAAGGGAGAAGAUGCAUUCGUGAGAAAGGAUUAUGUUAACGCCAUCCGUUGGUAUACGGAGGUGAGCUCUUGA
Molecule: messenger RNA, 915 nt
Organism: Populus nigra (black poplar)
Lineage: Eukaryota; Viridiplantae; Streptophyta; Magnoliopsida; Malpighiales; Salicaceae
Exons: 9
Coding region: 1-915 (304 amino acids)
Molecular function (GO): protein binding
Source: RefSeq, a predicted model, not a curated record